GUUUCCGAGAAGUUUUUUACCUCGGUGUUUGAAGAUGUCUGCCAGUGUCAAGCACAGACAGGACAGUUCAGCAAUAAUGGGGCUCGCAGCAGUUGGCCUGGCACUUGUAACCAUUGUCAGUGUGUGGAAGUUAAAGCAGUUUAAAUAUAAACUUAUCAAUGAAACUGGAGGUGCAAUGUUUUAUGGCAUGCUUGUGGGUCUAACAGUGAGGUGCUUGUCAUUUGACUGUGAAGAACAUGUGGACGGCAGGGAAACUGUGUACAGUUGUGCUGGUCUUAACAGCACUCCUCACAUCAUGACAGUCAACAUCACAUCACACUUGCACCAUUUCAGACAUGUUGGGCAAGUGGACCAAAGAUGCCCGCCGUUCUCAACCCCUCAUACGGAGACCUUUGAUCCCGAGGUCCUUUUCAAUCUGUUCCUGCCACCCAUCAUCUUCCAUGGAGCUUACACCCUUAAUCAGAAACGUUUCACUGAGAAUCUUGGACCCGUUCUGAGCUUUGCUUUUUUGGGAACCAUAAUCAGCUGCAUGAUUAUAGGGGCCUGCGUCUACGGCUUCACCAGACUGAUGGUGCUGUUGGGCCACGCAGCAGAUGGAGACUUCUUCCUCACUGAUUGCCUCCUGUUUGGUGCCAUUAUGUCAGCCACUGACCCAGUGGCAGUUCUUGGCCUGCUGUCAGAGCUGCGUGUGGACUUGGAUCUGCACACCCUGCUGUUUGGCGAAAGUGUCCUGAAUGAUGCCGUGGCCAUCGUCCUGACACAUGCCAUCACCACCUACGGCCAGAUGGGCGCAGGACAUGCCUUCCACCCCCCUGCCUUCCACCCCCCUGCCUUCUUCCUCUCUGUUGGUUAUUUUCUUGGAGUGCUUGCCGGCUCCUUCCUCAUGGGUUUCAUAUUCACAGUCAUAACAGCCCUCCUCACCAAAUUCACUCGGCUACGUGAGAAUCCACUGCUGGAAACAUCCGUCUUCAUCCUCCUGUCCUGGAGCAGUUUCCUCUCUGCCGAAGCCAGUGGACUGUCAGGUAUUGUGGCAGUGAUGUUUUGUGGCUUGAGCCAGGCAAGAUACACAAUUCACAAUUUAUCUUCCGAGGGCAGGACCAGGAUCAAGCAGCUCUUUGAAGUCUUCAACUUCCUGGGGGAGAUUUUCAUCUUCAGCUACAUGGGAUAUGUAUUGUUGAUGUUUCCUUGCCAUGUCUUCAAAGCUCUCUUCAUUACUGGGGCAUUUCUCUCCAUCUUUAUAUCAAGAGCCUGUAACAUCUACCCUCUUUCAUUCCUCCUGAACCUGGGACGCACACGCAAGAUACCCUGCUCCUACCAGCACUUCAUGACGUUUGCAGGUUUCAGGGGGGUUGUGGCGUUUAGCCUGGCCGCGAGAGACACGUCCACAGAAGUGAAGCAGACCAUCUUCACCACCACCCUACUGCUGGUCAGCUUCACCAUCUGGGUGCUGGGCACGGCUGCUGAUCCCAUGCUGCGCCGUCUGAACAUCAGAGUGGGGGUCGAUGCAGAUGAAAAUCCAGAGGACCUUUCUGUUGAGGUUGCUACAGGGAGGCCAGACACAACACGGGGCCUGUGGCACCGUCUGGACUACAAAUAUCUAAAACCGGUGCUGACACAUUGUGGCCCUCCCCUCACGGACUCGCUGCCACAGUGGUGUGGGCUAUGUGCCAGACUCUUCAGCAGCUCCCAUGUCCAGGAGUACGAAGAGCAGCUGUGUGAGACUGAACCAGACGACUCCAUCUUCAAUUUGGAGAAAACGGAGAAAACAGAGAUCCAGCUAGGAUCUAUGGGUGGUGACUCUGGAUCCGUGCACCAGGAAGACCUGCUGGAGGGAGACCUGGGGCUUGGCACCGCUCCUGCGCUCCCCAGGGAGGCCUGAAACUCCAGGAGUCACCUCCAACCUCAGCUUAUCAGACCCUGCUGCCCCGAGGCUACGGCUCUGCCUCCCACAGUAAAUAGGGUCAGUGGCCAGGGCAUCUGA
This is a messenger RNA of Centropristis striata (black sea bass), 1981 nucleotides long. RefSeq names its product sodium/hydrogen exchanger 9-like. Gene Ontology annotation, cellular component: membrane; recycling endosome. Gene Ontology annotation, biological process: sodium ion transport; proton transmembrane transport; regulation of pH. Lineage: Eukaryota; Metazoa; Chordata; Actinopteri; Perciformes; Serranidae. The record is from RefSeq and is a predicted model, not a curated record. The transcript is spliced from 16 exons. Gene Ontology annotation, molecular function: sodium:proton antiporter activity.